AUGUCGAAUACCGAUUUCCUUGGUCGGGCCAUCGACACGGUUCGUCGGGCCAUAGACGCCGAUAAUGGUAACCAGUACGACAAGGCCUACCAGCUCUACUACCAGUCACUCGAGCUGUUCAUGUUGGCCCUGAAGUGGGAGAAGAACCCCAAGUCCAAAGAAAUGAUCCGCCAGAAGACUGCCGAGUAUAUGGACCGUGCAGAGAAGCUCAAGUCGCAUCUCUCCGACGCAGAUACCAAGCGUAAGAAGCCAGGCAUGGUCGGCGCAAACGGUUCAUCUACCGCCGGUACAGGCAAAGGCAAACAGGAUGGGGAAGACGGAGCCGUUGACGAGGACAGCAAGAAACUGCGCAACGCCCUCGCUGGCGCCAUACUGCAGGACCGACCAAACGUCAAGUGGGAUGAUGUUGCCGGGCUGGACGGCGCCAAGGAGGCCUUGAAGGAGGCUGUCCUGCUGCCCAUCAAGUUUCCACAUCUGUUCAAGGGGAAACGUCAGCCGUGGAAGGGAAUCUUACUAUACGGGCCCCCUGGUACGGGUAAGAGUUAUCUGGCCAAGGCGGUGGCUACAGAGGCAGACAGCACCUUCUUCAGCGUGAGCAGUAGUGACUUGGUGAGCAAAUGGAUGGGUGAGAGUGAAAGAUUAGUCAAGCAGCUCUUCGCCAUGGCCCGCGAGAACAAACCUUCCAUCAUUUUCAUCGACGAAGUAGAUGCCCUCUGUGGACCCCGCGGUGAAGGCGAGUCGGAGGCUUCCCGAAGAAUCAAGACCGAAAUGUUAGUACAGAUGGAUGGUGUAGGCAAAGACUCGACUGGUGUGUUGGUACUUGGCGCCACGAACAUCCCCUGGCAACUAGACGCUGCCAUUCGAAGACGAUUCCAGCGGAGAGUGCACAUCAGCCUACCCGAUGUUGGUGCCAGGACUACCAUGUUCAAGCUCGCCAUUGGAGAGACACCCACCACGUUAAAAAACGAAGACUACCGCGAACUGGCAAAGCUUGCAGAGGGUUACUCUGGAAGUGAUAUCACCAUCGCCGUGCAAGAUGCCCUUAUGCAACCCGUACGGAAGAUUCAACAGGCGACUCACUUCAAGGAGGUACAAAUGGACGGCCAGACAAAGCUAACACCGUGCUCGCCUGGUGAUCCUGGGGCGAAAGAGCUGACCUGGGAUGACAUCGACGGCGAGUCGCUAUUGGAACCGCAUGUUGACUUCAAAGAUUUUGUCAAAGCCAUCAAGGGGUCGCGGCCAACGGUCGCCGACGCCGAUUUGAAGCGCAACCAGGAAUGGACCCACGAGUUUGGAAGCGAGGGCAACUAG
Anthostomella pinea is the source of this 1311-nucleotide messenger RNA. The record is from the annotation of a GenBank genome assembly. Lineage: Eukaryota; Fungi; Ascomycota; Sordariomycetes; Xylariales; Xylariaceae.